Messenger RNA from Aspergillus brunneoviolaceus CBS 621.78, 1144 nucleotides. RefSeq lists its product as uncharacterized. The record is from RefSeq and is a predicted model, not a curated record. Bases 262 to 948 code for a protein of 228 amino acids. Lineage: Eukaryota; Fungi; Ascomycota; Eurotiomycetes; Eurotiales; Aspergillaceae. The transcript has a single exon.
CUUCAAGGCUGUGAAGAACAGCCGUGUCCCAGUCUUCGAAUCUGGAUCCAAUCAACUGUUCCAAUAGCAUGUCUGAAAUGCACAGCCCAGACCCUGAGCAUCCCACCUUGUCAGACCAACUAAGGGAGAGAGACCCUGAGAUGCUUUCCAUCAUUGGCGCGUGGUGGAAACUCACGCCCAUCAAGUAUAAAGAGCCCAUUUUCCGGUUGCCCUCUGGAAAUAUAAUCUUUCGAGCUAUGAGUUUCCCGGUAUCACACCAUCAUGGCUUCUAAUGCACCCUCGUUUCACUCUGAUGCGUCCACCGAGUUUGACCCUGGCUCGGUGGACGCUAAGCUACCAAGUGAUGAUACUAUCACCCGUCGCUACAAGAUCUCCAAUACAGCAUGGCGGCACCAUUACAACGUAAAACUUGCAGAUGAUCAACAAAUAUACAGGGUGCGCGUGUCCGAGUUUCGACCAAAGAAGCCAGACCUCACCUUCCAUGCUGGGAUGGAUGACUCCGGUCCGAUCGUGGCAGUCGCCAAGUUCCAACAUUUUUCACGAGGUAUUCACAUUGGCCUAGGAGAUCCUCAAUCCCCAAGCGAGAUGGUGUGGGAGGAUCUUACCGGCCAAAGCAAAAGCCACAGCAAAUAUCGCUGGGAGAUGGAGGUCCCCACGAGCAAUGGGCCACAGAGGCAGUCUUUCCUGUGGAAGCGGACACAUCAUGUCGGCCUCGAGGGUCACACUUGGACACGGCUCAGCAAUCGCAACUAUAAAUUAGUUGACGAGCAAAGCGGCAACAUUCUGGCGAUGUUCAUGAGCAAUGUGGCUUCGUACAAGGAAAGUGGCAUGCUCCAGCUCUACGUGGAUCAUGGGCAACAAUUCGAUCUUAUGGUCCUUGCGACAGUCCUUUCCUUGUAUGAGAAAGCGAGACGACGGCGACAGAACAGCUCUACCACUGGAGCAUGAGUUGACUGUGGUUGUGGGGACUGGUCGGUCCCUGUGGGGGGGUGCAAGGGGCUAUCCUAGGCUAUCUCUUUAAACACACACUCUGAGAUUUUGUGAUCUUUUUUGAGAUAUCUUCGCUCUGGGGAAUUGCUACCAUCUCAAUGUGAUAUCCAUGAAAUUGUACAGAAAUUGUAGCUAGUUGGGAAAUUGAAUGGAC